AUGCACCAGUACGGUUUCCCGAAUGGAGCCAAAGAAAUACAUUUUGUAUCGUUAUCUGUUACAUUUGGAACCAGCUAAGCGAUUCUCGAAAUGGGUCGACCGCCUUGCGGGCCAUUCCGUAGGGCCCCCUUGGGUUCGAUUAUAGUUUUCUGGGGUCUGGUUUCGAUUGGGUUUCUGUUAUUAGUACCAACUGUUACAGCAGUUGGAAAACUGUGCUACGAGGAUGAAAAAGUGGCCAAAUUGGUGGAAAACAAGAGCCAGGCAAUCAAAUAUGGUGACGGAACGUACUACUGCAUGUUCAGUGAGCACUCCUUACGCAUUCCUAUCAUGGUGGAUGCGCUGUCCUGUUCCAUUGACUACGAGGUUCGCAAGAAACCAGUCUGUUGCGACGGUUUUCACGCAGUAGGAUCCGAAUGUUUACCAACAUGUCGCCUGAAAUGCAUUUUUGGGGAAUGUGUCGCUCCGAACACGUGCACUUGCUACGAUGGCUACCGAAAGGUGAACGAACACCGGUGCGAACCCGUCUGUGAAACGCCGUGUCAAAAUGGCCGAUGCGUUGCUCCGAAUGUGUGCUCUUGCGAUGAGGGUUUCGAGCGCGACGCAACGAGUGGAACGUGCAACCGGAAGUGCGAUCGAACGUGCCAUUUUGGUCGCUGCGUUAACGAUGUGUGCGAGUGUGAUGAGGGUUUCCGGCUUGAUCCUACGAACGAGGCUGCUUGCGUGCCACAUUGCAUGCAAGAGUGCCAGCAUGGCGUAUGCGUUUUACCCAACGUGUGCCAGUGUGAGGCAGGAUACGCGUUAUCAUCGCAAUCAAACUUCACCUGCGAGCCAGUCUGCACCAACGGGUGCAUAAACGGUGUAUGUCUUGGACCAAACCAGUGUGGCUGCCACGAAGGAUAUAACCUGUUCGAUGGCAAUCGCUGCGAACCGGUGUGUCGUAAACCCUGCCAGCGUGGCCAGUGCAUCGCACCAGACACGUGCAGCUGUAGUGAAGGAUACGUGCUGGCUGAGGACGACAAUACCGUUUGUGUGCCCAGCUGUUCCGAACCGUGCAUCAAUGGAGAUUGUGUAGCUCCCGACACCUGCAAAUGCCACCGGAACUUCCGACAACAGGACGACCAACCAUCUGAUGUUUGCGUUCCCGAGUGUCCUAACGGAUGCGUGAAUGGGCGAUGCUCUGGUCCAGGGGUUUGCGAGUGUGCAGCAGGGUUGCUGUACAACGAAACGACCGGUUCCUGUCAGCCACAUUGCGAUCAGCCGUGUGAGAAUGGUGUUUGCAUUGGAGGAAACCAAUGCCAGUGUUACCAUGGUUACCAGCUCGAUCUAACGAAAGCGCACAAGUGUGUUCCAAAGUGCUCAAAACCAUGUGUUCACGGGGUUUGCGUUGCGCCGGAUGUUUGUGACUGUAGAACAGGUUACGUGAAGAGCGAGAACAGCAGGAACGUGUGUGAACCCAAAUGCUCCAAGGGUUGCUCCAAUGGUCGAUGUGUCGCUCCCGAUCACUGCGAGUGUCUGAAGGGCUACAUCACAACGACAAGCUCAAUGAGCUCAAAAUCAGCGAUCUGCACCCCAUCCUGCCGGAACAAGUGCGUCAAUGCGUACUGCAUCCGACCGAACGUGUGCCAAUGUCUGGCUGGAUAUCGGUUCGUGGAAAACAGCACGCACGUGUGCGAACCAACCUGCGAUGGAUCGUUGGUGGAUUGCACGCACGGCCGUUGCACACAACCGAACGUGUGCGAAUGCAACGAAGGAUACACGUUGGCCAUCCGGCAGGGACGUAUGCUCUGUGAACCGCUUACGUGCAGCGAACAGUGCGUCAACGGGUUCUGCGUUGGCGAAGGUCGUUGUGAAUGUCACCCGGGCUAUCGGCCCUCGGAACAGUUCCACGCGAUCUGCGAACCGAUCUGUGAAGAGGGCUGUGUGAAUGGAGCCUGUAUUGCACCGAACACGUGCGUUUGUAGCGCCGGAUUUGAAUGGCAAUAUGGCAGCAACCGGUGUGAACCUGUCUGCGAUCCGGAUGUGAUUGAUUGUUACAAUGGCGUGUGUUUGGGUGGCAAUCGUUGUCAGUGUAUGGAAGGAUACUUUCUGCAGGUCCCGUCGAACGGCGGUCCAGCAGAAUGUGCUCCGGUUUGUGCGAAUGGAUGCACUAACGGACGGUGUGUUGUGCCGAAUGAGUGUUUGUGCAAUGAUGGAUACGAACGUCGUCCUGGGACGGAUCAAUGCGAACCCUUGUGUGUCCCCGAGUGUGUUAAUGGAGAGUGCGUGGCACCGAACGUGUGCCAGUGUCUGGAAGGAUACGUCCCAAUGGAAGACAUGGAGACAUUGCAGCCGUCGAAAUACACCUGUGUACCGUACUGCAAUCCGGACGUGGUCGAUUGUACGUUUGGUGUCUGUGGAGGUCCGAAUUCUUGUCGCUGUUUCGACGAUUAUUAUUCUACCAACGAUGCACUGGGGAAGCCCACGUGCGAAUUGAUCGCUGACCCGGUAGAAUGCACCAAUGACGUCAUCAUUUACAACGUGGACAAUGAGUCGCGUGAGUGUACCUGUGAGAAGUCGGAACCAUGUCCGGCGCCAUACUGCCCGGAAGUGGUCCCACCGGUGUGUAACGUUACGUGUCCUUCUGAGGAUGUAACUCCCCAACCGUGCCCAAAGACGGUUUGUCCUACGAUGCCUCCAACUAGGGUAACGACUACAACUCCCAGAGCGUUUCCGGUGACGUGUCCUCCAGAGAAGAGCUGUCCGGAAGUCACCUGUCCGACGGUAUCGCCACCAUCGAUGUGCCCAACCACUCCCAUCCAAGAGCCAGCGUGUAACGAGCAGUAUGUGAACUGCGAAAAUGGUGAUUGCGUGGAAAACAACGUGUGCUCGUGUCACACCGGCUUCCAGCUAGCGGUUAGUUCGGAAUCGAUCGCUUACUGCCAGCCUGUGUGCAAGGACGAAUGCACCAACGGAGUUUGCACCCAGCCGAAUGUGUGUGCGUGCCUUCCGGGGUACGUGGAAUCCUCCAACGGCAGCUGCGAACCGUACUGCGAGGAUGGCUGUCCUUGGGGAUCCUAUUGCUCCGAACCUGACGUGUGUCGGUGUGAAGGAGGAUUCUCUGCGGACAUCGACGGUAACUGUCGGUUGGAUUGUGACCCAGCGUGCGUUAAUGGGGAGUGUGUCGAUGGUAUCUGUUUCUGUGAACCGGGAGCGAUCCUGCGCGAUGGGCAUGUAUGCGUGGCGCAGAAAAACGACAACUUCAUUCGGAGCCGCUUAAACCUCGAAAGUGAUGAUGAGGAUGACGAAGACGAUGAGCUGGAUCAGGAGGAGGAAAUGCAGCAGUUAGACUGUCCCCCAGGUUUCCAGCCUGAGCCUGUGACGGGCGGAUGUAUUUGCCUAUCCGGUACCGUCACUGACGAUGGUACGUGUUUAGAUGUGGAAUCGCGUGAGACGGUUAAGGUGCUCGAUACGUCCAAUGGAGAAACGAGCGUGGAUCCUGAUAAUACCACCAUGACGCAAGCGGAACCUGUCCAGCUCGCAGGAUCAAGCCUGUUGUCCGCGAUCGAUCGCAAUCAGUGGAUCCUGAUAGCCGUAGCCGUCGGUCUCGUGACGUUCGUUGCGGUCACGUCCGUUCUUAUCUGCAAGUGUCGAAAGACGAGAAAUUCCAUGGAAACGGAUAUCGACUAG
Messenger RNA from Anopheles nili, 3666 nucleotides. Its product is annotated as multiple epidermal growth factor-like domains protein 11. The record is from RefSeq and is a predicted model, not a curated record. The transcript is spliced from 9 exons. Lineage: Eukaryota; Metazoa; Arthropoda; Insecta; Diptera; Culicidae.